AUGCCAGGCAGCAGGAGUCGCAGCAGGAGUCGAGGGAGAGAUUCGCGGGUGUCAGAAGCCCCCUCUUCCGAGCCACGUACAUCGGAAGCAAGGGAAGAGCGGCGGCGUAAGCGCAGAACAGGAUGGGAUGUUGGCGGGGGGGGCGAGCCAGCGAAUCCAGCAGAUCCAGCGGCAGCGGCUGCCAUUGCAGCAGCUGCGGCUUCCCGAAUUAACUCUGGAGCGAUGUACACCCCGGCAAUGACAGCGGUGGGUAUGGGGAUCUCUGGACGAUCUCCUCAGGCACCUCACCCCUCGAUGUGCCGCAUCUAUGUUGGAUCUUUAGACUACUAUCUGACGGAGCUGGAGAUCAAGUCUGUCUUCCAGGCUUUCGGAACAGUCACCUCCGUGGAUAUGCCUAAGGAAGGGGAUCGCUCCAAAGGCUUCUGCUUCGUCGAAUACGCCUCCCCGGAAGCUGCUCAGAUGGCUCUCAGCACCAUGCACAACUUUGUGCUCAAGGGAAGAACCAUCAAGGUUGGACGUCCAACGGCAGUUGGCGCUGGACAGCCGCAGCAGCUUCUUGCACGACCUCUGGGUGGCUACGAGAUGAAUAUGGGGGGGGGUGCUGCUGCCACGCCCAACAUGUCACUGGUGAGCAGCGCUCAAGCUGGCGCUGCAGCAGCAACGGCCAUUUUGGCAGGACGUGCUGGUCAGACCCCUCAAGGCGACAUGGCCAGCAUCGUGAGCUUGGGUCAGUUGACGCCAGAGAAGCAGCAGGAGGCGCAGCCAGGCAGCAAUCGCAUCUACGUGGGGAACGUUCCCUUCGGCUUUUCUUCCGAAGACUUGAAGAAGAUAUUCGUUUGCUUCGGGUCCAUCCUGACUUGCCAGCUCCUGCCGUCUCAGGAGAAUCCCCAGCAGCACAGGGGAUAUGGCUUCAUUGAGUUCGCUUCGCCAGACGCUGCAAAACUCGCCAUCGACACGAUGAACGGAUUCGAGGUUGUGGGAAAGCAGCUGAAAGUCAACUACGCGACAGCCCUCAGAAGCGCUGCAGUGGCAGGCAGCCUGGGAGUCGGCAUGGGCGCUCAGCUGACUCCCCUAAUGGCUGGAAGCGGCACUCCUGGAUCUAUAGAGGGCAGCGCAGCGCCUGUGAUGCAAGGCGGCACGGGGGCAAACACUGUGCCUCUAGGCUUUCAGCCAGCUCCUCCAGCAUCUCCCUUAGGGCCGCCUUCUGCAGUAGUUCCCCCUGCAGCUGCUCCCUCGCCAUCUCCCGCUGCUGCCGAGCAGCAGCAGCAGCAAACAGGCACUGGAGAGGCGGCAGCUGCGUCCUCUUCCCCGUUCCCAGAAAAGCCGAGUGGGGAGCCUGGCAGCAGCAGUGUCUUGCUGCUGACCAACACGGUUGCUCCAGAGGAGGUCGAUGACGAUCUCAAAGAAGAAAUGAGGGAGGAGUGCCGCCGCUUCGGAGACGUAGAUGCUGUCCAAGUCGAGAUCAUUAAGGGCGACGUUCGCAUCUUUGUGGCAUUCAAGGAGGCGGGAGCAGCGGCUGCAGCUGCGCCACAGCUUCAUGGCAGGUGGUUCGGGGGAAGGCAGAUCAAGGUGCGCUAUUACGAGAAGGCCGCUUAUGAGGCUGGCAACUUUGUGUUGUAA
This is a messenger RNA of Cyclospora cayetanensis, 1620 nucleotides long. Its product is annotated as poly(U)-binding-splicing factor PUF60. Gene Ontology annotation, cellular component: catalytic step 2 spliceosome; precatalytic spliceosome. Gene Ontology annotation, biological process: regulation of alternative mRNA splicing, via spliceosome; mRNA splice site recognition; alternative mRNA splicing, via spliceosome. Gene Ontology annotation, molecular function: RNA binding. The transcript is spliced from 12 exons. Lineage: Eukaryota; Apicomplexa; Conoidasida; Eucoccidiorida; Eimeriidae. Bases 1 to 1620 code for a protein of 539 amino acids. The record is from RefSeq and is a predicted model, not a curated record.